GCAGGAGCGCGUGACAACCAGAUGGCGCAGCGUGCUAAAUGAGGAUGUUUACAUUUUUUGCUGUCAACACCAAGUCACUUUUGAAGCAUAGAAAGUGUUUUGAUUAUUCUUAGUAACUAAAAGGAUUUAACUUGUCUUAAAUUAUAUAAAAUUUGAAGGAAAAAUUUUUUGCUGCAGAAUGGUAUACGAUUUGGAUGACUGGGUUCAAUUUAAAGGCACUUAUUUUGUGUUUUUUCCCAGAGUUCAACCGCCCCCAUGACGAUCUGCAUUGUACCCGGUUGUGGCAAUAGUAGCCAAUCUGGAUGGAACUUUUUCAGCGUUCCGAUGACUAAAUCGACCGUUUUUAAGAAGUGGACCAACUUUAUGAACUUAUCCGGUAACAGGACGGAGCGAAUUUGCAGCUCGCAUUUUGAAGAAAGUGACUUCAAAACCCACUCGCGAAUAAUGCUUCGUCAUAAUGCAGUCCCAACUCUGAGAAUUCCGGAUAUUGAGCCGUUUUAUAGCACAACCGGCUCGUGCUGUGUAUGGGGCUGCAAAACUAAACAAUCCGGUUUGCUGACACCGUUUCCGUCUAAUCCUCAUUACCGUAUCCGCUGGAUGGACGUUUUGAACAUGCCGAAAGAAACCACGACGACUUGGAUGCGGGUUUGUCAAAAACAUUUUAAGUCUAAAGACUUUGUAACUGUUAAUUCGGUUUACUUGAAACCGUCCGCAAUACCAAGCAAGCGGGUCAAACGAGUCGCUCAGAAUCCACGUAAACUCAAUCGUUCAACAGAAGUGCAAGCGUCUGGUUCAGCUCAAGCAGAGUCAAAGCCGAAGAGUCACCGCAUUUGCAGUGUCUUCAACUGCACGUCACGAUCUGGUAACGGAAUCUUUUUGCACAGUUUCCCACCUAAAUCCGACGAUCGUUACGUAAUUUGGAUACACAAUUUGAGACAAGGAAAAAGGCCUUCAUCCAAUUACAAAGUGUGCAACAAGCACUUUACUCCUUCGGAUUACACGAAAGGUGGCAAGCGUCUUCUCAACUCGGCAAUCCCGUCAGUCAACUUGCCUAAUGGAACCAACGGCGAGCAUAGUGACAACCCGUAUGAAAAGCCGCGGAAAUCUUACCGUGUACCGAAGCCCAUCUUCAAUUCACCCCCCGUUGAUUCGUCCCUGCAGUCACAAACACACAACAAUAUAUCUGAUCGGUUUGAACAAGAUCAGUUACCCAUCAACGAUACAUCCGACCAGUUCGAGCAAGAUCUACCUGCACAGGGAGGUCAAAAUGAACAAGAAUCGAACCACGUUAGUGCCACCGGAAGUGCGACUGUUUCCGUUGCAUUGUGCGAGGUUGAGCCAAAGGCAAAACCACGUGUUGCGAAUUAUUUUUCGGACCUUCUUAUUAAUGAUCAUGCAGUGAACGUUUGGACCGGCGUGGAGACCCUUGAGCUUCUCGAGCAAAUUUGUAUAAAUACGAAACAUCUCGAAGACGCUGUAUACUCGAGCAAUCAUUCCAUGCACUGUGCUGAUCGUGUGAUCUUAGUUUUAUGCAAACUAAAACAAAAUUUGUCGUUUUCUGCGCUGGCAGUACUUUUUAGAGUGCACGUAUCGACCGUUUCUCGGUAUUUUGCCUUUACCUCUCACGUGCUGGCAGAGCUUAUGUCAAAAUUCGUAGAAUUUACUUCAAAAGAGGAGAUCUUGCAAAAUAUCCCGUUAUGCUUCCGUGGUCGUUUUUCAAAUGUAACGUUAGUUCUAGAUUGCACCGAGGUUCCGUUAUGCACAAUGCACUGUUUGAAUUGCAGAAUAUCUACUUAUUCGCAGUACAAGUCUAGGCACACUGCUAAAUUUUUAGUUGGUGUAACCCCAGCUGGUCUUAUCUCGUUUUGUGGUAGAGCUUACAGCGGAAAGUCGUCGGAUAAGUUUAUAUUUAACGAAGAAAACGUUAUCAACCUCCUCACCCCUCACAUAGAUGAGAUUAUGUGUGAUAAAGGCUUCAGCAUAGAUAAUGAGCUGUCUGUUAGAGGUAUCACAUUGCACAUUCCACCGUUUUUGCGAGCUCCCAAACUCACCCCGUCGGAAGCGGAAAUAAAUGAAGCAAUUGCUAAGGCGCGCAUCCACGUGGAACGCAUAAUGGCUCGACUCAAAAAUUUUAACAUAUUAUGUGAUACUAUCGAGCACUGCAUUGUUGGACAUCUAGAUGAUGUCAUGACUAUUGUUUGCGCACUAGUUAAUUUGAGUAAGCCAAUUCUAAAGGAUGAUAAAUUUUAACUGCAGACUGCUAUACUAGAAAAAGGUUCAUAAGCUGUAGGUUAUAUUAUGCAUAAGAUGACUGUUGUUAAAUAAAAGUGUUGAGCACAAUUUUGGCCAUCAGAUCAUUUUCUUCCUAACUCACAAACCCGGUAGCUGUUCUGUCCCAAACCAUAAAUCGUGCUUGCCAUUUCAUUAGGGCACAUAACUUUUUUAGGCUAGAGUGUGUCCCUUUCACACCUUAUGUAAACUGUCAUUUGAGUGAAAGGGAUACACUAUUGUUUACAAAAGUUAUGUGCCCUUUUGAAAUGUUAGACUCCAAAUAUCACUUGGCGCAGACAAGUCACGUUGGUUUGGAACUCAUCAACUCCUUCCUCAGCAUCUUAGCUUGAUCUUCGACAGUACACACAGAAAAAUAUUACCGUAAUGACAAAAGUAACUUAUUUUUGAUUUAAAAAGUUGCUAAAAUUAGCUAGAGGGAAAGUUUUUUCUUGUUUAAAAUAUGAAAACCUUUACUGGUAAAGUUGUUGAAAAUCUCCUUACUAACUGAUUUAAAAGUCUUAAUUUCUUUCUCGUGUAACCGUGUACGACUAAGUUCCAAAUGUAAACAAACACUUUGGUGCGUUCGGUGGUGCUGGUGAUUCUAGGCAGCAGCCAGGAAUCGGACGCGGAAACCUUCGUGAGCCAAACAGCAGCAGCGGAACGCCUUCGAAGGAGAGUGGUGCGGGUGCGGGACGAGGUGAAGUGCUCAAAAAGGACAAGGCGAGCUUCCUGCAGGAACUGCAGCUGUUCCACGACCGGAAUGGGUAGGAAGAAAGCUUGGGUGUUUUGUGGGGCUUGUGAUUGAUUUUGUUCGUUUUUUUUUUUGGAUUGGAGGUAGGAAUGUGGAUUCGCACCGAUUGUAUUCGGUGGUGGCCCGGGAUUGGUGAUUGUCAAUUCCCGCGAGGACUGUAACGAGAUCAUCGAGGAUAUGGCACUGCCGAAGAGUUGCGUGAACAACGAGAUUACAUUGAAGAAGAUAAACAUCCGGUUUUUGGACAAGUACAGGUGAUUUUCACGGUGAGGAGAAGGAGCCGACGAAGAGGAGGACGUCGAGAAACGGUAUAAUCGGAGGUAGCCAGAGCGGAUGUUGCACUCGGUGCCGGCGGUUUACAACACCUGUGAGUAAUGAGAAUGUGUACAGUGGCUUGCCAACUUCACUUACUUCCAUCUCUUUUAGCAAAUAACCGCCCACAAAUGCUCAUCUCCCGACGCCGCAGCUCCAGCCGAAUGAACCCUGGACAGCGUGCCGAAAAAAUCUGUGUCAUUCUCGAAGGAGUAUGAAGUGCUCGAAGUCGAAUUCAGUUCCGAGGGUCUCAUCAACCCAAUCUUCCGGAUGCGCUUCCAGAAUCGGGAACUCCCCGUUCAGGCACUUCACUUCUCAGCCAGGAAACGUCGAUCACCCUUGCCGAAUCUACAGCCAACUUCUCCAAACCUGUCCUGAUGAAGGCCGGCAACGUGACCAUCCUGUUCUCUACUUUGCUGUCGCGCGUCGAAACAUCCGUC
Molecule: messenger RNA, 3774 nt
Organism: Culex pipiens pallens (northern house mosquito)
Lineage: Eukaryota; Metazoa; Arthropoda; Insecta; Diptera; Culicidae
Exons: 4
Coding region: 256-2250 (664 amino acids)
Molecular function (GO): sequence-specific DNA binding
Source: RefSeq, a predicted model, not a curated record